Trematomus bernacchii (emerald rockcod) is the source of this 1234-nucleotide messenger RNA. Its product is annotated as zinc finger protein 239-like. NCBI's taxonomy places the organism in Eukaryota, Metazoa, Chordata, Actinopteri, Perciformes, Nototheniidae. The transcript has 2 exons. Gene Ontology annotation, cellular component: nucleus. The coding region runs from base 1 to 1143 and encodes 380 amino acids. The record is from RefSeq and is a predicted model, not a curated record.
AUGAGUUCAUCAGCAGAGAAAGCGACCAGCAAAAACCCAGUGAGACCUCAUGAUGAACGUAAGGAGAGUAUCAUUGGAGAACAGCUGGAACAACAUCAGUCUACCCACACUGUAGAAAAUCCACAAUCAGGUGACCAGUGUAAGAAGAGUUUCAGACUAUAUAUCGAUCUGGAGGCCCACCGGAGAAUCCCCACUGGAGAACAUCCUUACUCCUGUGACCUCUGUGAGAAAAAGUUAAAAAAUGUUAGCAAUUUGAAGGUCCACCAGCGCAUCCACACCGGAGAGAGGCCUUACAUCUGUGACCAGUGUGAGAAGAGUUUCAGUAUCUCAAGCAAUUUGAAGGUCCACCAGCGCAUCCACACCGGAGAGAGGCCUUACAUCUGUGACCAGUGUGAGAAGAGUUUCAGUAACUCAAGCAAUUUGAAGGUCCACCAGCGCAUCCACACCGGAGAGAGGCCUUACAUCUGUGACCAGUGUGAGAAGAGUUUCAGUAACUCAAGCCAUUUGAAGGUCCACCAGCGCAUCCACACUGGAGAAAAGCCUUACAUAUGUGACCAGUGUGAGAAGGGUUUCAGUAACUCAAGCCAUUUGAAGGUCCACCAGCGCAUCCACACUGGAGAAAAGCCUUACAUAUGUGACCAGUGUGAGAAGGGUUUCAGUAACUCAAGCCAUUUGAAGGUCCACCAGCGCAUCCACACUGGAGAAAAGCCUUACAUAUGUGACCUCUGUGAGAAAAAGUUUCAAAAUGUUAGCUAUUUGAAGAUCCACCAGCGUACCCACACUGGAGAAAAGCCUUACAUCUGUGACCAGUGUGAGAAGGGUUUUAGGCAAAAAAGACAUUUGAAGGUCCACCAGCGUAUCCACACUGGAGAAAAGCCUUGCAUCUGUGACCAGUGUGACAAGGGUUUUAGGCAAAUAAGCCAUUUGAAGGUCCACCAGCGUAUCCACACUGGAGAAAAGCCUUACAUCUGUGACCAGUGUGACAAGAGAUUCAGUAACUCAAGCAAUUUGAAGGACCACCAGCGUAUCCACAUCGGAGAGAAGCCUUACACCUGUGACCAGUGUGAGAAGAGUUUCAGAGAAUCAGAACACUUAUUGACCAGUGUAUCGCACAUUGGCGUAAAACCUUCACCAGUGCAUUGAGACUUUAGAAACAGUGAUGUGGACUUUUUGACACAGCUUGCUGUUAAAAGAUGUUGUUUAGAUUUUAAGAGUUGUCAUGAAGUGUUCUCAA